AUUAUUUUCUCGAUUUGUUUUAUUCUAUCUCUUCCGCAUAAUUUUUUUGUGGCUUAAAACUUAUUAUUAUAGCCUACAUUGAUGACAGAGUGUCCGGAGUCGUCCACAAACAUGACGAACGGCGAGAAUGGAGAAAAUCAUGCACCAGCCGCCACAAUCGAAGAUUUUGAAAUUCUGAAGCACAUCGGAAGCGGAGCAUAUGGAGAGGUGGCCGCCGUACGCAAGCUUAAUGGGUGCGAUACUGAAACGAUUUAUGCGAUGAAAGUGAUGGAGAAGAGAAGGAUGUCCAAGCACAAGGAUAUGGUUGAGCACGAAUGGAAGAUCCUCACCACAAUCCACAACCCGUUCUUCAUGAAAAUGAGCUACUCGUUCCAGACGAAACGGCAUUUGGUUUUUGUUAUGCCUUUUGCUGGCGGUGGUGACAUGCUCACAAUGAUGGAAAAUGAGUGUUUGAUCGAGGAAUCUGCUCAUUUUUACUUGUGUGAGCUUGUUGAAGGGAUCGGAUACCUUCAUGAAAAACACAUCGUUCACAGAGACGUUAAGCUGGAGAAUCUUCUAAUUGGAAAUGAUGGACACUUGAUGAUUACGGAUUAUGGUCUUUCAGCUACUGGAUGUGACGCUGAAGACGCUAUCCAGGGUGUAAUCGGAACUCGCCAUACCAUGGCCCCGGAGGUACACCUGGAGAAAAAGUACGGCACUUCCUGCGACUGGUGGGCUGUUGGAAUCACUUAUUGCGAUAUGCGUUCCGACAAGGCUGUAUUUGAUGGCGCUGACAGCAAAGAGUACUCUGAUAGCACUGCAAAGAAGCGCCCACGACUUCCAAAAGUUUUAAGCCCACGUGAGAGAGGUUUUGUCAACAAACUGAUUGUCCGCGAUCCGACGCAACGUCUUGGCAACGGACCGGACGGAACUGCAACUGUCAAGGCACAUGAUAUGUUCAAAGGAGUUGUCUGGGAGGAUGUGCUCGCCAAGAAGCUUGUGCCACCAUUCAUUCCGGAUGCUGAGAUGAUCAGCACCUUCAAGUGCUUCCCGGAGCAAACCAAACAGACGAAGUUCCCGACCUUUGAACACCCUGUCCCACUUUACUGGACUGAUAUUGACUUCACGGACCCAUCCCUGUGCAACAACUAGUCAUCCAACAAGAAUGGAUUUCAAUAUCAUUUUCUAUUGCCAUGCCAAGUAUUCACUGGACUUUUUGACCAAUAGGUUCCCCUUUUGCCACUUCUCCCGUUUAUUGAACCCUAUUUUCCCGAUUCCAACGUUUUGAAAACAUAAACCUCUACGUUCAUUCUAAUUUUUCAAUUUAAAAUGUUACCCUUUUUCUAGGAUUUUCAAUUGAAACUCUUAUGGGCCCUUUUUCCGUUUUGUCAUUGGUUUUUUAUCAGCAUUUCAGCCGACUUUUAAAGUCAUUCACUUUCCCGUUUACAUGUACUUUCAUGGGUUCACCCCUUGCUUUACCCCGUUUUUCAUUGUUUUUUGAAAUUUUAUACCUUUUGGGCAUUUUGCUUUAAAUUAAUACGAUUAUAAACUAAUUCAAUUUUAAAAUAAUGUGUGAGCAAACACCGAUUUUGUAAAA
Molecule: messenger RNA, 1576 nt
Organism: Caenorhabditis elegans
Lineage: Eukaryota; Metazoa; Nematoda; Chromadorea; Rhabditida; Rhabditidae
Gene: F28C10.3
Product: Protein kinase domain-containing protein
Exons: 9
Coding region: 82-1131 (349 amino acids)
Molecular function (GO): protein serine/threonine kinase activity; kinase activity; ATP binding
Source: RefSeq, marked reviewed